AUGAACACCACUCCACAGCAGAUCCUCGAUAUUGAAGACGCUCUGGUGUCCGAUGACAACCCGGCCCGUGAGGACAGCACUCUUGACUAUGAGCGCUGCGCCAGACUACACAAUUACCUGGUCGCAUAUGGCUGGAUGGCCCGCAACGGAAGAGACACGCCCGACCUUGAUGCGCUAGCCAGCGAAAAGUGGUUUUUCCAUGAAUCAAACGAGGGGGUCGAAGCUACUCGGGAGCGUCUUGAUGCGCCGCUUAACAAGUUUCUGGAUUUAAUCUAUGAUCCUAGGCCGCCCUUCUUCUACUGGGUUGGCAGUCUUGUGAUGGAGCUCAGCGACGAGUGUUUUAUGGAGGAUAACGAGAUGGAGGAGGACAAGGAGCGAUUUGUUUUGAUUUAUCGCACUAUUGUGGAUCUCGGCGGGCAUAACCUCGGCGUUGUCUAUGACCAGCAGCUCAAUCGGGCCUCGUUCCCAAUGACUACAGACAAUAUGGAAAGUGUGGAGCCUAUUGACGAGCACGAGGAAAUGUGGUUCCCGCUGGAGACUAUUCUCACCCAAUGGAUCUAUAUGACUCGGAUUGGUAAGGUUGUUCCUGGGCUUCCUGAAGAACUCCCUUCUGGUGAUCCCCCGACGAAUAGGUCGCAAUUUUAUCUGUGGUCGUGGCUCCCUUACUGCGAUGCCCAGAUUGACAGCACUAUAGCUGCGAUAGAGCGCUACUCAGCUGCAGUCGAAUCUCGAAUGCCUCCUGACUCACUUCUGCCCAUCUCUGCACCGCUCUUUACCAGUGCAGAACUGGACGCAGCGGCCGUGCCGCAGGACUGCUUCAUUCGCUCGCUCUUAACACGAGUCAAGACCCCGCGUUUCAAAUUUAUCGCACCUGGGCUAGAGGUCCCGCAUGAUAAGGAGGCGUUUGCGAGGCGUCAGAGGUUUACCAACAUACCUCAUGAAAAGGAUAGCAUCCCAGGCGUCCUACUUUUUGCAGCUCCAGACCGGUUAGUGGAUCUCAACCUCGAGAUUCGUAGCUUGUUCUCCAUCGCACAUGAGAAUGUGAGCAUGAACAACAACGAUCCUGUUCCCACUGGACUCUACAGUGAACCUGUGCGUCGAGCAGAUUAUGAUAUGGAAGAGGCAGGUUUCCGUCUCGUGCUUCCAUUUCCACUACGACCUGGUUUCUUCCGAGACGAGGAAGGGGCUAGGAUGAGUGAUUGGAGACCAGUUCCCUCGGGCUCAUUCACGGCACUCUUUCAACAUGGUUACUUCCAUCCGUUUGGGGGUGAACGGAGAUCGCAGAGAUUGGAGAGCCUGUUUGAACGGUGGAUAGUGAUGGUUGAGACUGGGAUAUGGACAGUGGGUGAAGAUGGCGUGGAGGGAGGGAUCGAUAGAUUCGGAGAUGCGGAUGGGGUUGCCUGGAAUGAAUAUUCGAUCGCACCAAGCUGGUGA
Molecule: messenger RNA, 1434 nt
Organism: Penicillium egyptiacum
Lineage: Eukaryota; Fungi; Ascomycota; Eurotiomycetes; Eurotiales; Aspergillaceae
Source: the annotation of a GenBank genome assembly